This is a messenger RNA of Acanthisitta chloris (rifleman), 2094 nucleotides long. It is a transcript of the gene LDB3, whose product is annotated as LIM domain binding 3. The transcript has 16 exons. Gene Ontology annotation, cellular component: filamentous actin; Z disc; adherens junction. Gene Ontology annotation, biological process: actin cytoskeleton organization; heart development; muscle structure development. The coding region runs from base 77 to 1876 and encodes 599 amino acids. Gene Ontology annotation, molecular function: muscle alpha-actinin binding; actin binding. The record is from RefSeq and is a predicted model, not a curated record. NCBI's taxonomy places the organism in Eukaryota, Metazoa, Chordata, Aves, Passeriformes, Acanthisittidae.
GCUCCCAUCUAUUCUUAGGUGGUAUCAGAGCACGAGUGAACAGUGCCUAGUUGUUCUCUUGUGAGAGAGAUACAGAAUGGCUUACAGCGUGACUCUGAACGGACCUGGACCAUGGGGUUUCCGACUGCAAGGGGGCAAGGACUUCAACAUGCCCUUGACCAUCUCCAGAAUCACCCCUGGCAGCAAGGCAGCACAGUCACAGAUGAACCAGGGGGACCUUGUGGUGGCCAUCGAUGGAGUCAACACUGACAGCAUGACCCACCUCGAGGCCCAGAACAAGAUCAAGUCAGCUAGCCACAACCUCAGCCUCACUCUUCAGAAAUCUAAACGUCCAGUGCCAGUUUCGACCACAGCUCCCAGAAUUGACUCUCCCAGGGCUGUAAUUCCUCACCAGAAGGUCAUAACCAACACUGCUGCCAACACGGAUUUCACAGAGCGUUUCAACCCCAAUGUCCUGAAGGACUCUGCCCUGUCUACACACAAACCCAUUGAGGUGAAGGGCCUUGGUGGCAAGGCUACUAUAAUUCACGCCCAGUAUAACACCCCAAUCAGCAUGUAUUCCCAGGAUGCUAUCAUGGAUGCAAUUGCAGGCCAGGCACAAGCCCAGGGUGGAGAAUUUGCUGGUGCCCUUCCUAUUAAAGAUCCUCACGUAGACAGUGCCUCUCCAGUGUAUCAGGCUGUGCUUAAAACUCAGAACAAGCCUGAAGAUGAAAGCGAGGACUGGAGUCGCCGUUCUGCCAACCUGCAGUCUAAGUCCUUCCGCAUCCUUGCCCAGAUGACUGGAACAGAGUACAUGCAAGAUCCAGAUGAAGAAGCCCUGAGGAGGUCAAGGCCUACAGCUACUGAGCAUGCACCACAGGUUAUCACAAAUUCUGAAGUACUGAGCACUCAUUCUAGCUACGGUGAAAGUCCUGCUGCUUCUUCCACUUCCAAAAUGAGAGUUGUUACUACUGCCAGCAUAAAGCCCUCUGUCUACCAGCCAGGUAAGGUGCCUGCAAAGUACUGGAAGGAUGCAAAGAAAAAGACUUUAAAAUACUUCUCGGUUUCUUUUGGGAUACUUAAAACAGCACCAGCACCAGUUCAUUCCUACACCCCUGCCAACACGGAGCCUGCAAGUCGCCCUCCCUGGGUAACAGAUGACUCCUUUUCCCAGAAAUUUGCACCUGGAAAAUCCACCACCACUGUCACAAAGCACAUCCUACCAAGGGGUGUUCCAGUGCCAUCUCCUGUCUCAACAUCUGCUUACCCAUCUCCAGUUUCAACUUCUUCCCAGCCUCCUGCACUAGCCCGGGGCACAGUCCAGAGGGCUGAGCGCUUUCCAGCCAGCAGCAGAACUCCUCUCUGUGGGCACUGUAACAGCAUCAUUCGAGGUCCUUUCCUGGUAGCCAUGGGUCGCUCCUGGCACCCAGAAGAAUUCAAUUGUGCUUACUGCAAGACAUCCUUGGCUGAUAUGUGCUUUGUGGAAGAGCAGAAUAGUGUGUACUGUGAACGCUGCUACGAACAGUUCUUUGCACCAACCUGUGCCAGAUGCCACACUAAGAUCAUGGGGGAAGUGAUGCAUGCCCUAAGACAGACUUGGCACACAAAUUGCUUUGUCUGUGCUGCUUGUAAGAUGCCAUUUGGGAAUAGUCUCUUUCACAUGGAGGAUGGGGAACCUUACUGCGAAAAAGAUUAUAUUGCUUUGUUCAGCACAAAAUGCCAUGGCUGUGAUUAUCCUGUUGAAGCUGGAGAUAAAUUCAUUGAAGCUCUUGGACACACUUGGCAUGAUACCUGCUUCAUUUGUGCUGUAUGCCAUGUGAAUUUGGAAGGUCAACCAUUCUACUCCAAGAAGGAUAAACCACUGUGCAAGAAGCAUGCCCAUGCCAUCAACGUUUAAAAGAAGAGCUGGUAGUCAGUAAUGCUGGAGUAAAACAGAUGACUAACUGGGCAAUCAUAAAGUUGAUAACCAUAGCUAGCAUUUCUCUUGGUAAAAGCUAGGAAGUUGGUACUUCUGAAGUUUAACUUUAUCCUCUUUCAUAAAUGCAGAACAUACUUUUUGCAAGGUUCCUACAAAAACCUACUGAAUGAACAGUCAAAAGCAAAUGAACUAGUCCA